This is a messenger RNA of Mugil cephalus (flathead mullet), 7646 nucleotides long. Its product is annotated as probable cationic amino acid transporter. Lineage: Eukaryota; Metazoa; Chordata; Actinopteri; Mugiliformes; Mugilidae. Gene Ontology annotation, molecular function: amino acid transmembrane transporter activity. Bases 410 to 2695 code for a protein of 761 amino acids. The record is from RefSeq and is a predicted model, not a curated record. Gene Ontology annotation, biological process: transmembrane transport; amino acid transport. The transcript has 10 exons. Gene Ontology annotation, cellular component: plasma membrane.
AAGGUGUGAGUGUUUUGCGGGAGGAGGAAGAAGAAGGGAGAGGAGAGUUUAGGGCGGGUGUGGAUUCUCCCUCCGGACUAGAGCUGCAGCUGGUUUGCAGAGUCGAGAGGAGUACAGGAAACGACAGAGGGACGUCUGGGACCCAGAUGUAAGAGGGUGGGACGUUUAAUUAAGGGUAUUUAUGCAGAUAACUCUGUCUCUCACCAUGUGGGGUAAAGCUGUCUGAACCAGAAGGCAGAGGCACAGGCAGCAAGGCAGAAUUAGAUCUUCUUCGGUCGUACGGAAUAAGGAGUUCUUCCACAGUGCUCUACACAAUCAUUUGCUCGAAAACAGUCGCAGGGCGGAAGGAAAAGGAACGAGCACAUUCCCCUCUCUGCGCAUUUCCUCCGUUUGACCUUUAGCCCUCAGUAUGAGCGGCCUCGUUGGGAAGCUGGACCCUCGCAGGAUACAGUGGGGUUCGACAUGGAACACCUUUGCGUCCCGCGUCCUGAGGACCAAACCUGUGGAGUCCAUGUUGGAUUCCGCCAUGACGGGUACCAGUUCACAUGGGACCAAACUGGCCCGAGUGUUGUCCACCGUGGACCUGGUGUCUCUGGGUGUGGGCAGCUGUGUCGGGACGGGGAUGUAUGUGGUCUCGGGGCUGGUUGCUAAGGAGAUGGCUGGUCCUGGUGUCAUAGUGUCCUUCAUUAUUGCCGCUGUGGCCUCCAUUCUGUCAGGUGUGUGUUACGCAGAGUUCGGUGUGCGCGUGCCUAAGACCACAGGUUCGGCCUACACGUACAGCUACGUGACCGUGGGCGAGUGCGUGGCUUUCUUCAUCGGCUGGAACUUGAUUCUGGAGUAUCUGAUCGGAACGGCGGCGGGGGCGUCGGCUCUCAGCAGCAUGGCGGACUCGCUGGCCAACCACAGCAUCAGCAACUUUAUGAUUUCACACAUCGGGACACUCAACGGCUUGGGUAAGGGAGAGCAGUCGUACCCAGACCUGCUGGCGCUGUUGAUAGCAUUGCUGGUGACUGUGAUCGUGGCUUUGGGGGUGAAGAACUCGGUGGGCUUCAACAACGUGCUGAACGUCAUCAACCUCAUAGUGUGGGUGUUCAUGAUGAUCGCCGGGCUGUUCUUCGUCAACGGAGAGAACUGGGACGAGGGGAGGUUCCUGCCGUUUGGCUGGUCAGGGGUGAUGCAGGGCGCGGCCACGUGCUUCUACGCCUUCAUCGGGUUCGACAUCAUUGCUACGACGGGAGAGGAGGCCAAGAGUCCCAACACUUCCAUCCCUUACGCGAUCACUGCCUCACUCAUCACCUGCCUCACUGCCUACGUCUCUGUUUCUGUGAUCCUGACACUCAUGGUUCCGUACAAUGAGAUCGACGCGGACGCCCCUCUGAUGGAGAUGUUUGCCGUGCAUGGCUGCAUGUUCGCCAAGUACAUUGUGGCGGUCGGUUCUAUAGCCGGAUUGACCGUGUCCCUCCUGGGGUCCCUCUUCCCCAUGCCCAGGGUCAUCUACGCCAUGGCGGGGGACGGCCUUCUGUUUAAGUUCCUGGCCAAUGUGUCUUCCUACACAGAGACCCCCGCUGUAGCCUGUGUGGUGUCCGGCUUCCUGGCUGCCCUGCUGUCCCUCCUGGUCAGCCUCAGAGACCUCAUAGAAAUGAUGUCUAUAGGAACUUUGCUGGCGUAUACACUGGUGAGCCUCUGUGUCCUCCUGCUACGCUACCAACCCGAGGGCGACAUCCACGGCUUUGUGAACUUCCUCUCAGAGGAGCAGAAUAACAAGAGGAAGGAAGGCGUUCUGGCCGAGUGCGAGAAAGACGCCUGCUCGCCAACCAGCGAGGCCGACGAAUACGGCGGCCCCACCAACACCUGCGGAGCCAAAAACCUGCCUUCGCUGGGUGACAACGAGAUGCUGAUUGGUAAACCAGAUAAAAGCGCGUACACUGCCAGCCACCCUAACUACGGUACGGUGGACAUGACCACUGGCAUUGAAGCGGAGGAGUCUGAGGGCGGGAUGUCCAGGCGUUUGAAGAAGCUGAUCGGGCCGCGCUACUACACCCUGAGGAUCCGACUGGGCCUGCCGGGAAAGAUGGACAGGCCAACUCCAGCCACUGGAAAAACAGUCACUGUGUGUGUGCUGCUGCUCUUCAUCUUCAUCUUUGCUUUCUGCUCAUUCAUCAUUUUCGGAGCGAACUACAUCGGGGAGGGCCGUUGGUGGGCCUUGCUGCUAUUAAUCUUCUUCAUCGUCGCCCUUGCCCUGCUUGUCAUCAUCAUCCUCCAGCAGCCAGAGAACCCUAAGCGUCUUCCCUACAUGGCACCCUGUGUGCCCUUUGUACCUGCUUCAGCCAUGCUGGUCAAUAUCUACCUCAUGCUUAAACUGUCGGCCAUCACCUGGAUACGGUUUUCAGUAUGGUGCCUCGUGGGUGUGCUAAUCUACUUCGGCUACGGCAUGUGGAACAGCACGCUGGAGAUCACGGCCAGAGAGAACGAGGUGCACGCCUCCACCUACCAGCGCUACAAUCAAGGCGUGGACGAAGGCUUCUGUGGCUUCGACGACAAUUUCUACCCACCCACCAGUGACACCUGGGGCGGGGGAUCGGGGCUGACCCCGCCGCCCGAGGCAAACCCAGAUAGUGACGGGGCGCCUCCGAAAGGUGGAAGCAGAAGCAUUGCCAAUCAUGGCCUCGCGGAGGAGGAUCCAAUGGAUUUCUGAAGGGACUGACUCUGUGUUACCCUGAAUGUACUGCCUUGUCUGCUGCCUGGGGAAAGGGAGGGGAACAGUGUGUGAGUCGAUGAACGAAUGUGUGUGUGUGUGUGCGCGUGCAAGGGAGUGUGUGUGCAUGCCUGCAUGAGUGUGUCUAUCUGUUUGUGUGUCUAACCCUUGGGCUAGAUUGUUUCUCGGCAGUGGAACAACUUUUCCGUCACCUUACUCCUGGCUCCCCCUGCUCCAAAACAAGUGCACGUCAAGGCCAUGAGUUGACACAUUUAUUUCUUAUUCAGUUGCCGUACUCCACAUCCCACACAAUGAAAGGCCACAUGGAGUGCAAGCGUGGGACGUAGCAAGAGAUGAAAUAAUAUCAUUCACUAAACUGCAGACCAUAUGAUCUGGAACGACGGGAGUUAGAAGAUAAGGUGGUGAGAUGUAUCGUAUGAAUCAGCACGUCCCUUCCUGUUUCAACGCAGACAUACAGGAAAGAUAGAUGACAGCACACCAGUCCCACAUGACUUCCGAAGUCCAGGUCCGACAUUAUCUCCUCAUUUUAUGUUAAACAGGAAUUUGAAAAUCUAACAAAAAAGAAAAAAAGUGAAAUAUGUUUCCCCUGACCCCUAACAUCUAGCCCAAGGGAAUGAGAAGUGGAGUUGGAAAGGGAGUUGUCGAUGUUUUCUGUCACAAAUAGUACUUGGACUUUGCUUGCAAUAGUGCCUUCAUCUACUGUACGUGAGUUUCUGAUUAUGUCCAGUUUUCUACUUUAAUUUUGCCUGCGUGCGUGUGAGGGUGAACUGUGUGUACACUCAACCUCCACCUUCAAUUACUGUGUCUCUGUGUGUAUAAAAGUGUGUUUCUCGGAUUAUUUUACACCAGAUGUGUAAGGUUUUUGUUUAAUGUCUUUUUUUUUCUUUCUUUUUUUUUAUUUUUAAAUCGUCCCACUCUGCCCUGGCAUGAUUCCCAAAAUCAGUCCACCUGCAGCAAAGCAACUCAUGGCGCAAUGUAACACAUGCUCAUCAGUGUACCUAAAAAGGAGAUAGAUAGUCGCGUUUUCCCGUUCAGUUUUUGCUGUUUGCUUGUGAGGAGGAGGAGAUUCUUGGUUUUCCAGUUCCAGGAAGGAUUUCAUUUUCAGUUGAUUCAGUUAUAUUCUUCAUAGUUGUUAUCUUUUCCAGUAGAGCGGACAACAAAGUUAGGAAAUGAUCAGUUGCGGUCACAAAUAGGAGAGGCUUGUUUCUCUGAUUUUCCUGACGGCAGUGUACAUUUUAUGUUGAAAUGUUUUUCAACCACCUUCUACUCACCAAUAAUUUUCAUACCAUCCCUAACUGAGAAAGACUGAGUUACAAAUGAGGCGAAACUACACUUUUUUUUUGUUUUACUCUUGUAGGGCUUUUUGACUAACACAGAACCGGCUUUAUUUUUGUUUGCACGCCGGUUCUGUUUGGGAUCCACACAAUCAGUGACUCUGCAGCACCAGUUCCAGUUCAGUCAUUGGCAACUUUGCAGAUUAGAACUCCUGCACAACACUUGCAGCUGAAUUUCUUCCUUUUCCUGCUUGUUUGUUUAGUACUCGCUCACUCAUGGAUUCCAUUUGUAUCCAAGAGACAUCUAGUCCGCUCUCAGUGUUUGAAGCUAUUUUGAGGCUCCAAAUGCUCAGAACUGCUUUGUAAAUAAGAACCAAACCACCUCUGUUAGUCGAAAAGCCCCAUGAGUGAACUGAAAAUCUUAUCCCUCCUCUUCAGUCCUCCUUCUCCACCCUCAUCCUUUGCUUUCUGCUCAUUCCCCACUUCCUCUUAACAUUUCAUGCCCUACUUCCACUGCCCUCUUGCUCUUCCAACCCAGCUCUUCCUUCCUUUCAAUCCGUCACCUCACUUUCUCUAUUGACAUCCAUUGGACCGUGUCUUCGGGGAGUUUUAGGGCUGGGAUUGGUUUUCAGUCAGGCUUUGUAACAGCAAUCUACUCACGGUCUGUCCAUCACCUGAAGUUAUCUGCUGUUGCUCUUCUGAUUUACCACUGGAGCUUGUGCUCCAUUCCCUGUGAUUCUGCCAAAAUUGUUAUGAAUGAGUCUCCCCUGUGCCCCUACCUCUUCAGCUUUUAUGCAUGUAGCUAGCUCUGACGUCACACCCUUAACAUGGUACCAACAGUACAUUGUUGCUGCACCCUGAAGAAGUACGUUCAGUUUCUACGGCAAGUAAACUAUCAAAGUUAGGGGUUUGAUUUCAUACUAAGAAGGCAAGACAAGGAAAGGUUUAUUGGUAUAACACUCUCCAAAAGUGCUUUACAUAAGAGCUGAAAGGGAUUGCUUAUGCAGUGUAUGCAUUUGUGAGACUGUAAGGGAAUCUGGCAUACACCAAAUAGCACACUGUUACGUCAUCAUGUUGAGGGUGGGGGUGCUGCUACAAUAGCUGCCGCUGCUGCUGUCUGCCCUGAUUGUCGUCCUCCUACCUUUUUCCCUGUGCCCCCUGUUGCUGCAUCAGUCCCUUCCGGGGAAGCCUUAUUUGUCUAAUGCACUAAAUCUAAGGAUGCCACGCUACUCCCCACCCCUCUACCCUAGCUCUGCUCCUGUCACAACCAUCCACAACAAAAAAAAAAAGAAACAAAUAGGAAUAGGUCCCUUGUGUUGUCCAGCUCUGUUUUGCCAGGCUUUACAUUUGUAUUGGAUGAUUCUGCAGCUUGCAGAUAGCAGGAGUAUGCCCUUUCUGGGGUGAACAGAGCAUAAUGGUUGAGGUUUGGGCGGUGUCUUCAUGCAGAAUUUGUGGCACCCAGAGACCAGCUAGGGCCAUAGGUAAAGCUGAGAUCACUAAGAUCACAUCCUCUUUAUCUUUUCUUUAAGUAUGGGUGGUCCAGGCACGAGGGUGUCCAUUGUCCGUGCUCAUUCCAGGUCAAACACAAGCUUUACAUAACCUAUAACCAUAGUUCAACCGUCAACACCAAGCUCAGCACAGCGGGGUGGGGAGUGAUUUUAAUAAACAUGACCAACAGUAUGAUAUUAAUCACAUUGUGAGUACUGUAUAUGGAUGUUUCAGGAAUUUUAGGAAAAAUCUUGGCACCCAAGGUAAUCUGAGGUUUUGCAGGACCGUCCAAUAUCAACGUUCUGUUAGGUGAUACGGUUUGGGUUAAAAGAAAAACAGCAGCGAAACAAAGCAAAUCCUAAACAUUUGCACAUUAUAGUCACGCCCAAACAUAUGUUCGAUUUUGUACUGUGCGGCCAAAAUACCUUAACGCGCCCAGGUCACGCCCGAACAACCAAAAAGAAAAGAAUCCAGCUUUGCAUUUCAGCCAAAACGACAAAAAAAAGAAAAAAAAAAGAAAAGAAAUGCUGGCGGUGCCACGCAUCUGACACUGGACUGUAAAGUCAACUUACUAUACUGUCUCCUCUGUGUGUGUGUUCGUAUCAAACCUGGGUGAAUGCAUGUAUCAAUCUGUGUGGGUGUGGUGUGCGUUUGUGGUGUACGCCUGCGCCUCAAUGUGUCCGUCUGGUGAAUGUGUAGCAUGCUCUCAUGCACGAGGCUCGGAAUAUAAGUGUCGUACUUGCAUGUGGUGACUGAUCGCGUCGAGACACAAUAGAACACUAAACCCGAACCAAAUGCAGGCUCAGUCCCUGUACCUGGGAACCUCGUGCCCUGGAAGGAUUGCACAGGUGCUCAACGAGUGGAUAACCUUAAAAAAUCGGUGUUUAUUCACUGCGACUGCUGCAUUUUCUAUUCAGAUUCAACCCCCAAAUCUUUCCCUCUACUAAUUCUAUGUGGAAUUUAACCUACAGGGACUUUCUUAUACUCAGUAAUCUCGGCACCCAGGUACGGGAACCGGGGCUCCGUUUGCAAAGGAGGUAAAACAUGUAGCAAACACUGAUGUGGUGAAUGACUCCUCUCAUGUCCUCCCUCAAACAUUUACAGUAUGCCUACUUCCUCUAUAUCUACGUUCUCAACCACAACCUCUGCAAGCCAAAGCCCACGAUCUUUGUUUACUUUUCACACACAGAAGACUGUAGUUUCUUCAAAGUGAAUACUUAAGAUACAAUAGAGCUAUCGGAAUUUUUUUCUUGGGAGGGUCUCUACUAAUAAGCUACUUUAUCACAGAAGAUUUCUUUCAUCAGAGUGACUUUAGUCAACAGUGCAGUGACCUUUUUUAUUUUAUUUUUCAUUCCUAGUAAGCGAGUAUUUGCUAGUAUUUCAUUAAAAAUUUAAAGUAUUAGUCUAGACUCCAACGACAACAAACAGAUUCCUUUGUCCAGCACUGACACUGAGUGCGGUGAAAAGUACAACACUAAAGGAGGGGGUGAACUAAAAAUAAGUAUUUUUCUACAGCUGUUUCCCAUCCACGGGCCUUCCUCGGGGUAGGUGUGUACAGCAGAGCUGGGUGGAGUUAUCAGUCUUCUCUUGUUCAGUGACAAAGAGGCCCGGGAGAAGCGGCUAAAAAUCUAUUUUUAACAAAGCGUAGUCUCUCUAGAACGAUAGAGCCCGUUUAUAAUCCUCACCUUCGAGGGAUUUUUGAAAUGGUCGCUAGAGAUGCCAAUAGGAACGUAGAAGGUUUAGGAGUAAGGAGUACUGCGGAAAACAUGCAGAAAACUAUUUUAAUACAAUUCUAUAAAGGGUAACCUACUAGCGUAAAUCAGCUACCAGCCACUAUUGCUUUUAAAGUCAGCUACUAUUUGUUUAUUUUGUCUCGGAGAAGGCGCACCAUGUUCUUCUUGUGCUCUGUGUGUCGCUGUGGCCAAGUGUCCAAUCGGUGUGUGUCGGACUUGUUGAGAUCGGCUUCUCUCGCAACAGCUAGAUAUUCCUUUUCUUUUCUGUAUAUUUUGGCACAAAGCUGUACGAUGUAGUUGUUUUUUAAUGUUUUUUUUUUUUUUUUUAAAGGUUUCUUCCAUACGUGUGGUUAUUUUUGCUCCUGGGUGCACUGUUUUUCUGCUGAGUUGUUGAUAUUGCUUCCAUGCAACAAUGAAAGUUAUUUAUUGCAAAUA